Molecule: messenger RNA, 1852 nt
Organism: Seriola aureovittata
Lineage: Eukaryota; Metazoa; Chordata; Actinopteri; Carangiformes; Carangidae
Product: P2Y purinoceptor 1-like
Exons: 2
Coding region: 124-1128 (334 amino acids)
Biological process (GO): G protein-coupled receptor signaling pathway
Cellular component (GO): membrane
Molecular function (GO): neuropeptide receptor activity
Source: RefSeq, a predicted model, not a curated record
GGUUGUUUGUUAGACGUGCUGGUAGUAGUGUAGUUCCCAGAGGAGAUGUGUGCUCCGUAGGAGCCCGCCACUGGCUGCUGUUUUAUUUUCCAUUCGAAUGAUAACGUGAUUUAAACCCCGGAGAUGUCUGGGAACGUGACGCACGGCUCCUGUGGGGGCAUCAAUCUGAACUUUACGCACAGCUUUCUGCCGCCCGUGUUCGUCACUGUCUUCGUGGUCGGGACGCUGUCCAACAUCUGGGGUCUGAGGAGUGUGUGCAGCAGCUGGAAGAACAUCGGGAACAUCAACAUCUUCAUGCUAAACCUAGGGGUGGCGGACCUGCUCUACCUGUUCACCCUGCCCUUUCUCGUGCACUAUUACGCGCGCAACAGCCACUGGCAGUUCGGCUCGACGUUCUGCAAGGUGAACCGCUUCUGCUUCAACCUCAACCUCUACGGCAGCAUCGGCUUCCUAACCUGCAUUAGCAUCUACAGGUAUUUAGGGAUUGUGCACCCAAUGAGGGUUAUGGGGAAGAUCUCCAGCCGACACUCGGUGGCCAUCAGCGCCAUAGUCUGGCUCCUGGUGAUCAUUCAGAUCCUCCCUGACAUGUUCUUUGACAAGAACGACCUCAACUCUCCACACUCGUGUUUCGACACUACCUCCAACGACCUGAUCAGCCACUACCUGCCUUACAGCAUCGGCUGGACCGUCACAGGCUUCGCUGUCCCCCUGGUCAUCAUUCUGGUCUGUUACGGACACAUCGUCGUGGUUCUCGCCAGAAAAGCCAACGUGAACCCGGUGCUGAAGCAGCGGUGUCUGAAGCUGGUGGUGAUCCUCGUCAUACUCUUCUCCAUCUGUUUCAUCCCCUACCACGUGUUUCGGAACGUCAACCUGAAAACCAGGAUACUGAAACAGAACGGAAUCUGCCGCGCAAGUUUCCGUGACAUCUACAUCGCGCACCAGGUAGGCCGGUGCCUGGCGUGUCUGAACAGCGCCAUAAACCCGCUCAUUUACAUAGUUGGAAACGAUGACUUCCUCAUGAAGCUUCAGCAGCUCAGCCAGCGGGCUCUGCUGUCUCUGGGCUUUACCCCAAACCCGCGGAACCGGGUCCGGAUUCACCGUCGAGAACUCACGUCAGCUCCGACCUGAUGAACGGAUAAGAAGCUAAAUGGGUUCAGCCGAGGUUGCAUGUCCCUGCAUGUCACGUACCGCCAGAACUUCCACUUUCCCGAGAAGAAACAGUGAUGACUGAAAACUGUUGUCAGUCGGUGUUAGGGGUCAGAGGUCAUCGGGUCGCUGAGCUGCAGAGAGGAGAGCAGGUAUAGACCUGCUGCUGAAUCUGUUAAACAGUAUAGAAUAGACAGAAGCUGCUGCAAGCUCAUCUCACCACUGGACUGAAUCAGUAUUACACAGCUGCUGUUCUAUCCUGCGCUCUGUUAUUGCAUGUGCUUCAGUCCUGAGGUCCUCUGUGCUGAAGGUCCAGCCCUGUGCAGUGCUGCAGAGACUUGUUUAUGGCCUUCGCACUGUUACAGGUGAAGUAUUUGAUCUACUUGGUGGUGGUUUGUAUUUUCCAUGUUUUAUAUAACUGAGACUUUUGAACAGAGGCACUUACUCCAUUCAUCUGUCAGAAAACACACAAGAUGCAUGCUGGGAUAUACAGUAUGAAGACUUGGUGGAUUUUACCACACUGUAAAAUAUUCAUUACCCAACAAUCAUAACAUAUCUGUGCAGAAACCAUCAGGUGAACUGAAGAAGAAAACACCUUCAUCAUUUUGACAACAUGUGUGCUGCAAAUACUCACAACACAGUGAUGAACCUGACUGGGACUUGUUGGGAUGGAGAGAGAGAGAGAGGGAGAGACAGACAGACAGAC